Molecule: messenger RNA, 1101 nt
Organism: Aspergillus piperis CBS 112811
Lineage: Eukaryota; Fungi; Ascomycota; Eurotiomycetes; Eurotiales; Aspergillaceae
Product: peptide alpha-N-acetyltransferase complex A subunit ARD1
Exons: 3
Coding region: 275-889 (204 amino acids)
Biological process (GO): N-terminal peptidyl-glutamic acid acetylation
Cellular component (GO): NatA complex
Molecular function (GO): protein N-terminal-serine acetyltransferase activity; protein-N-terminal-glutamate acetyltransferase activity
Source: RefSeq, a predicted model, not a curated record
AUAUACUCCGUCGACAAAGUAGUAACUCCGAUGCCUCUAACCCAAACCAGCUAGCGCCCACUCAGCUGACCACCACCACCACCAAACCAACUCCGCUCUCAAUAUCAUCACCACACUUUACACAGUAGACUACAACAACAACAAGCUACUCAAUCCCAACCACACCACACCCAGGGGCCAAUCCACAACCCCAUACCUCAACCCCCACCCCAAAUCCCAUCUCCGAUACCAACCCAAUCCCCCCACUCCGGGAGAUAACCCCAAUCCAACCAAAAUGGUCGACAUCCUCCCCCUCAGCAGCUACCCCUCCUACAUCGACCUCCUACCCUCGAUCCAAACCUGCAACAUCACGAACCUCCCCGAGAACUACUUUCUAAAAUACUACCUGUACCAUGCACUGACCUGGCCCCAACUAUCCUUCGUGGCCGUGGUGCGACCCAAGAACGGCUACAGCAAGUAUACCACCACCGAGAAUAAAGGAGGCCAAGGAGCCGGCAGCGCCGCAGAACAAUAUCCCAAGGUAGUUGGGUACGUGUUGGCGAAGAUGGAGGAGGAGCCGACGGAUGGGGUGCCGCAUGGACAUAUCACGAGUAUUUCUGUGAUGAGGACGCAUAGACGCUUGGGGAUUGCGGAGAGGUUGAUGAGGAUGUCUCAACGCGCAAUGGCCGAAUGCCACCGCGCACAAUACGUGUCCCUGCACGUGCGCGUAUCCAACAAAGCGGCGCUGCAUCUUUACCGCGAUACUCUCGGAUUCCAGGUCGAUAGUGUGGAGAGCAAGUACUAUGCGGAUGGGGAGGAUGCGUAUGCGAUGCGCAUGGACCUGUCGGGCAUGUUUAUCAAUUGGGCGGAGAUUGAGCGGAAGGAUCAAGGAGGAGAAGGAAAGUACUGAGAAGAUGGUUAAGGUGAAGGUUGGGCGUGGGUUGGGAGUUGGGGAUUUGGUUGAGAAGAAUGAGGCGCAGGCUUCUUCUUAGUAGUUCUCUUUUUUUUUCUUUAUAAAAUGGUCCUAGGUUCUGGGGGAAAAGAGUGGGGUUGUCUUUUCUUGUAUAAAAUAGAUGUUAUACGAUGGUUUUUGGUAGAUCUUGGGUCUUGCUUGGUAUUGGU